Ectocarpus siliculosus is the source of this 687-nucleotide messenger RNA. NCBI's taxonomy places the organism in Eukaryota, Phaeophyceae, Ectocarpales, Ectocarpaceae. The record is from the annotation of a GenBank genome assembly.
AUGCGUACGCGAGCGUUGUUGGGCACGUCAACGCGGCUUCAGGGUCGAAAAACAUGCGGAGAGUUCGCGUUCGUGGUCCUGUCCCUCUCCCAGCGCCUCGGCGUCUUGCCCGACGAGCUCAACAGGCUUCUCAUCGGAGUCGUGGUGCUCUCGAUGGCGCUCACCCCCGCCCUGUCGGAGCUGGGAGACCUGGCUAGUGAGAAGCUGAUAGAGGCCGCGACCAAGAGCGGCAUGGCGAGCGCGGUGGCGGGCCUCGAGCUCAAGGGCCCGGCCGGGGAGGGGGAAGGGAAGGGGCUCGGCGGGCAGGAGAAGGUGGUUAUCUGCGGUUUCGGGCCCGUUGGACAGAUCGUCGGCAGCUUGCUGAGCACGCCCGUCAUCAAAGACAAGCUGGGAGCGGACUACGUCGCCUUCGACCUCAACCCGAUACGGGUAAGGCAGAGCAUGGAGCAGGGCUUCCCGGUAUUCUACGGGGACGGUACCGAGCCUGAGGUCCUCAAGACGGCGGGAAUGGGGAACCCGAAGGCGAUAGUAGUCACAUACAGCAACAAGGAGGUCAGCAACCAGGCCGUGGAGAGGCUUCACCAGGCCUUCCCCGGAACGCCGAUUUUCGUGCGAGCGACGGAUUACGAGCAGUACCUCUCGCUGCAGGAUUUCGGCGCGACGGCGGUGGUCAGCGAUCUCAGGUGA